GGUAGGCUGACAAAGUUGUUCCUGGUUGAAGUAGGAUUGAAGCAUGCUCAGAAAUUUCCCUGCAUUCAAAAUAAAGAGAACAUAAAAAAUAACAAAAUGGCUUCAAAGAAAAAAGCGGAUUUAGAAAAGCAACAGAGGCGUGCAUUGAUGCGUUUCCGUUUCCGUAGUCUGGUUCGUGCCGUAAUAGCCAAUAACUUCUGGUUGUCGGAGCUCGAAGAUCAGGAACUCGGGGAUAAUGCCCGGCGUAAUAUUGCUAUCAUUGUGCGACGGAAGGGUCGAAAAGGAUUGCUCACUAUUUUCGAUAAAAUGAUUUUGAACCAACCUGCGUCAAGUCGAACCGCAGAGCAGACAGACAAACUGGCGGAAGUGUUCCGCCGGUUGGAAUGUUUGUCCCGCUUUCCGAUGGAAACCCGAGAAAAGUUGGCUAAUUGCGCCGGUUAUCGGUAUUACAAUGCCGGACGAACUGUGCUGCGUGAAGGAAACCUACCCAUUUCGGUUUAUUUUGUGUUGAAUGGGGAAAUCACCGUUAGCCGACUGCAAUGGGAUCCGGUUUAUAAGCAGCAUGUCGAUGUACCGUGCGGCGUUCGUGUGCCGGGUGAAAUGUUUGGCGAUAUUGCGUUUCUGUAUGAUUGUCCACGAACCGCAACCUGCACCACAGCGACCGACUGUGAACUGCUUUGCGUUUCCGGGGAGGACUUUUUACGGUUGAUAGAACCAACCCUGCGGCUGCAAUGGAACCAGAUGCAGGAGGCGAUCCGCCGCUUCCAGUACUUUGACCACUGGACCGAGGAUCAGAUUCGCGAGUGCUGCAUCCUGGCCAAGGUGGCCCACUACGAACCUCAGCAACAGAUUGCCGUGCCCGGAACGGGAGGUGACCUGGAAUACGCGUACUUUGUCCUCAGUGGUCAGUGCAUGGUACUGCAGGGCUUGAAAAUGCUUAAGAAGAUGCGCGGGAAAAGGCAGUGCUUUCACCUUCUACCGGCGGAAUCCGAUGAUCGGUUACUGCAUAUAGCCGAGCGACUAAUGAAGCGAAAAAAUUCGGAUGUUUUGGAAACGGUGCUGUCACCUACCUUGAGGCAGUCUUUGUCUCGGCUAAGUUUAGUACCGAGUGACCGUUGCGAGGACCAUGACGAUGAGGUAGAAGCAAGCUUUUCGCAGACAAAAUCCCCAGAAGAACAGCUGGAGCACCACUUCCUCGACGUUGGAACGUACAGCUGUGGUUCGGUGUUCGGUCUCGGGGAGCGCAUGCAAGAUCGAUCGAUCGUGGCCCGCAACCAUGUCCAGUGUAUGCUGAUCCCUCGCUAUUGGCUCUUCAUGAAACACCAGAACACCGGCAACGUUUGGCAGCGGAUCAAGAUGUAUCUGGAUUUGGCGAUCCCCAGCCGAGAGCAGCUGUUUCGGAAGUUUUUGGACGACAUAAAUUGGAUGGCCUAUCGGAAGAAGGUUGUGGAUGAGAUAAUGCAGCGGGGAGGUCGCCAGAACCGUACCCGACUGGGUGAUGUGCCGAUUGUGUGCCGGGUCGAGCAGUCCGACGUUGGCCGUUGCGAAUGAUGUUUUCAGUGAAAAUUAUGCAAGUGAUUGAUUGUUGAACACUAGAAAAAGAAACAAAUUGGAAAAAAUAAAAUAUGUAAAC
Armigeres subalbatus is the source of this 1633-nucleotide messenger RNA. RefSeq lists its product as uncharacterized. The coding region runs from base 97 to 1551 and encodes 484 amino acids. The transcript has 7 exons. NCBI's taxonomy places the organism in Eukaryota, Metazoa, Arthropoda, Insecta, Diptera, Culicidae. The record is from RefSeq and is a predicted model, not a curated record.